Messenger RNA from Crotalus tigris (Tiger rattlesnake), 2760 nucleotides. It is a transcript of the gene OMD, whose product is annotated as osteomodulin. The record is from RefSeq and is a predicted model, not a curated record. Gene Ontology annotation, molecular function: protein binding. The coding region runs from base 178 to 1458 and encodes 426 amino acids. NCBI's taxonomy places the organism in Eukaryota, Metazoa, Chordata, Lepidosauria, Squamata, Viperidae. The transcript has 3 exons.
UGUAUAAUCUAUUCUGUUCAACAAGGAAUACUUCAUUCUCCAGAACCUUUUGCAGCAAAUUAUACUUCAUGAAAUGCUUAUAUCUACAAGAUAACUCUUAUACCUUGAGGGCAUCACCUUCUAGAAUCCCUGGUAUAUUCAUUGGCAGAAAACUACCAAAUUAUCUUCAGGAUAAACAUGCAGACAAUGAAUGUGGCAAAACCAAAUCAACUGUUAACUAUUUUUUUUCUCUUUGAAAUGUCAGUAUUUGGUCAAUAUGAGAGUGAUGAUUUUGAGGAUGAAUACGAACAUGAAGUAGAUAGUGAAUAUCCAUCUAUUUUUCAUCAAAUUCCUCAUGUAGAAUAUAACAUUCCAUACUCCACCAUACCUGCUGAGUGUGCAAAAGAAUGCUUCUGUCCAUCUACUUUCCCAGCAUCCAUGUACUGUGAUCAUCGCAAGCUUCUGACAAUACCAAAGAUUCCUGCUCACAUCCAACAACUUUAUCUGCAGCAUAAUGAGAUUGAAUCUGUGCCUCUGGAAUCCUUUGUUAAUGCCACAGCUUUGAAAGAAAUUAAUCUUAGCCACAACAAAAUCAAGUCUCAUAAGAUUGACAAUGAUGUAUUCGUCAAACUCGCAAACCUCAUACAACUUCAUUUAGAGUAUAAUCAGCUAGAAGAAAUUCCAUUCCCAUUACCUGGAAGCUUAGAAAGGUUGAUCCUGGGUUUCAAUCAAAUUUCCAAGUCAGACAGCAAAGCCUUUGAAGGUUUAAUACAUUUAACAAUGCUUGACCUCUGUAAUAAUUAUCUUGAGGAUUCCCAGCUCAAAGGAAUAGACUUUUCAAGUAUGAGAAACCUAAUGCAGAUUAACCUUUGUAACAACAAGCUACAGUCUGUGCUUCCAGAUCCACCACCUUCACUGAUGUAUCUUUCACUUGAAAAUAAUUCCAUUUCUUCCAUUCCAGAUAAUUACUUCCACAAGCUUUCAAAUCUUACUGUUUUAAGAAUGUCACACAAUAAUCUUGAAGAAAUUCCUUAUAAUGCUUUUAUGCUCUCUAAUCUUCUGGAACUUAAUCUUGGGCACAACAAAUUGAAACAAAUUUUCUAUAUUCCAAGAACCCUACAACAUUUAUACUUAGAAGAUAAUGAAAUAGAAGUCAUGAAUGUUACUUUAAUGUGUCCUACUAUUGAUCCGCUGAACCUCAAACAUUUAACUUACAUACGAGUGGACCAAAAUAAGCUUACAGCUCCAAUCAGCACCUAUGCAUUCUUCUGCUUUCCACUUGUGCGUAGCAUUUAUUAUGGAGAACAAAAAAUUAGCAAAGAUCAGCAAACACAACUGAGAACCCCUGUGUUCCGAAGAUUUCUAACUCCAGAAGAAUUUGAAGAAGCAGAAGAUUUUCAUGAAGAACAAGAUAACAGUCAUGAUCACGAAUCCAGAGAAACUGACAAUAACAACUACCUGGAUCCUUACUUCUAUUAACAAUUUUAAAAGGUAGUAAUACUAUUAAACAAACAAACAAAAAUAUCAAGUAUAAAAGAAAACGUAACAAACUGGAAAAUGCAGUAAACCACCUGAAGCCAAUCAAUAUAAUUUUGUAGCAUAUAGAAACUAUUUUUACAUAGAAAAUCUCAAUAGCCAUUAAAAUCUUAGAUUUUAGAUCUUCAAACUAUUAAUAGCAGACUAUGAAGACAUUUUAAAUAUCAUAGAAACAUUUAGGUGAAAAAAACAAAUGCAAUGACAAUGUUGUUUGUAUAAUUUUGAUAUGGUAAUGAUAAUGUCUAAAUCCUGAUAUAUUUAAAACUGCAAUAUAACAGACUAAUGUCAUCUAAACUACAUCUUAUUUUUAGUUUGAAUAAAUAAUUAGAUUAGGCUUGCAGCAAAACCAUUGCAAUACUAGAUUUAAAAAUCUCUUGGUAUUUCAGUUAUCAAGCAUUAAACCAUUAUGGUUUAUGCAUGUAGGUAUGUGUCUGUGUAUAAACUUAAUAUUCGUGAAAAAAUUCAUAUUUUGCCAAAUUCACUUCAUAAAUAUGAAAUUAUUCAGGGAGCUAUCCACUGUCAGAAGAAUAAAUUGAAGUUAAUACUAUACUCAAGUGAAACAGAUGGUGAGUAGGUAAUAAUUCACUUAAAAAACAUAAAUUGAAUCCAAAGAUGUUUAAUUAUAAUAUGAAUAAUAAAAAGAUCAGCCAUCUUUUCAGUUGACAGGACAUUCAAACAUAAAAUGAAAACUGACUAAAAUCAAAUUUCACAUAAUUUUACUAAUUUUAUUCCUUACUAUCUUUACCUACUAAUUUUACAAAGAUACUUUACUAUCUUUGCUCUCUCGUGAAAAAUAAUAAAACAUUCAUCCUGCUGCAAAACAUUUCAAGAGAUUUUGUCUCAUUAUCAUCAUCACCUAUAUUAUUUUAUUUUAUUGCCUACAGGCAUUAUUUACCUUUUGCGUUACAUAAAAUCAUUGUUGAUGUCAUGAGUACCACCAAUCGUUCACUUGCUACAAAGUACAUUUCAAGUACAUUUAAUGAGUAACUUAUGUUUGUUACAGAAUAUAAAUUAUUUAGAAUGCAAUAUACAUUAAUGAAACUAUCACUAAACAAUACACAGACAUAUAUUGCAACAUAGGGCAAAAAUCAUCACACUUGGCUUAUAUUCACUUCAUCAACAAUACAAGGCUAUUGUGGUAUUUUAAAUCAACAUUCACAUUUAUUUUGCCUUCAUAUAUGGAUUUUAAUCAGAUAGGUAACAAUAAAUAUUUAAAUAUAUAUUGUGUUUAUAAAGGUAUAAGAU